GCGACAGAGCGCAUUUGUAAGCUUAUCUCCAAACCUAUCCAUCACGUGAAAACUGCAGAGCCAUUCGCUUCACUAUUUCCCACCACGCCUCAUCCGCCAUGGCCGCCUCCUUCCUCCGCCCUCUCCUCCCUCCCAAACCUUUCCUCUCCACUCCCAAACCACAAGUCCCCAUCACCCCCAUCGCCGCCGUAUGCUGCACCGCGGCGCCCAAACCGACGACCUCCACCCCAAAGCCUGCCCAGCAAGAGGGCAUCCAGGAGCAAGAACCCUCUCCCGAUGAGGCCGACGCCAACCCCCACCGCAUCCCCGACGACGAGACUCCGCCUUCGGCAACGGCGACCACGUCCUUCUCUGUGGUCCGGCGCGUGCCAUCGGCCAUCUCGACGGACGGCCGCCUCCGCCGGACGGCGCUGACGCAGGAGGAGCCGCCCAACUACGAGAUCGGGUGGAAGCGCACCAAGAAUCUCCCCCUGGAGAAGCCCAAGGGGUGGGCCAUCGCCGACUUUCUGGAGAAGCUGGAGGGGCUGAUGGAGCGCGGGCGGUACGGGUCGGGCGCGCUGCUGGGCACGGUGGCAGGCGUGGUGACGGAGCGCGCCCGGGAGGAGGCGGAGAUCCUGAUGGCCGAGGGCGGCGUGGACGAGCGCGUGGCGACGGAGCUCUUCCGCGUGCUGCGGCUGGUGGAGAUGGACGUGGAGAUGGUCAAAGCCGCCGUCAAGGAGGAGACCGUCAAGGAGCGCGUCGAGACGGCGCGCGCGCGGUGCCGCCAGGCCAUCCUCGUUGCGCUCUCGCUGUGACCGUGCGCGCACGCAUAGGGACGGCUGUAAUCACGUCCAAGUAUACUACUAUCACUUACUAGAAAUUUUGUUAUCAAAUGGUGCAACGAAGUCAGCCGACGAGUACUACUUUCUGGUCUACUCAAGUUGCAGCAAAUCUGAGUGUUCUGCACCGUUCAACUGUUCGCCGUUGUGUCUGCUCCCGUGAGAAGGCAGGCAGCACGGCGACAAACUCGAGCAGUCUAUGGCAAUGUCAUCCCCUGAUCGGGUCCAGGAUCCCUUCGCAGAAGAUUUGUGUUUUUUUUGUUUGCGAGUUGUAUUGACGAGACGUGGCACCAUCUUUACUGAGGGUUGUAAACGAAUCAGCAAUUGCAUUUUUUAUAUGCUAUACACAAAUAAAGCUCUGCUUAUUGCUAGGAAAAAAA
Messenger RNA from Hordeum vulgare subsp. vulgare (domesticated barley), 1198 nucleotides. RefSeq lists its product as uncharacterized. Lineage: Eukaryota; Viridiplantae; Streptophyta; Magnoliopsida; Poales; Poaceae. The transcript has a single exon. The record is from RefSeq and is a predicted model, not a curated record. Bases 99 to 794 code for a protein of 231 amino acids.